Molecule: messenger RNA, 1989 nt
Organism: Acytostelium subglobosum LB1
Lineage: Eukaryota; Evosea; Eumycetozoa; Acytosteliales; Acytosteliaceae
Exons: 4
Coding region: 1-1989 (662 amino acids)
Biological process (GO): ceramide metabolic process; sexual reproduction
Cellular component (GO): membrane
Molecular function (GO): hydrolase activity, acting on carbon-nitrogen (but not peptide) bonds, in linear amides
Source: RefSeq, a predicted model, not a curated record
AUGGACAACUAUCUCAACCUCAAUGGAUACUCCCACUCAGACAUCAUUGCCUUGGGCCUGUCAUCAUCAUCCACACCCUCAAUAGCAAUCACAUUCACUCGAUCAGUUCCCAUUAUCGAGGAAUAUAGGAGAACUGUUGGAGCGGUGACUUUGUUUGGAAAGAACUUUGGAUUGAAUGACUCAUUGGUCAAUGGUACACUUCAGUUCUCGGAGGAUGGAAGUACUCAUUCGGUCAAUCAUGUAUUCUUAACAAGUAGAAUGAUCAUAUAUAAUAGUUCAUUGAUAUCGGCUACGAACAACUUCACUGCUCAAGUCAUGGUCAAGGGACAAGCUUCCAAUUGGAUGAACAUCAUAUCAACUCUACCAAAGCCACUCCCAAUCAUCACCUGUACCAACAAUUCAUGUCUACAUGGUGGAGUAUGCUCUACGACCAUGGGUUGCCAAUGUACCUUCGGUUGGUACGGCAACGAUUGUUCAUCAACCAUUAUCCCAGUCAUUCCAGAUGUUGAUCCAUCAAGUCCAACCAUUAUCUAUGAGUACCAGACAUGGCUAUCUAGCAUCAAUGUGGUGAUGAUACGCGAGUUCAGUGAUUCAUCACAGCCAUACAGAGAGUAUCAUCUGAAGGACUGGACCCUGGAGUCCUCCAAUGCCUUGACAUCAAUGUACAAGAUUGAUCUGGUUAAUGGAGCAACUGUGAGAGUCAAGGUGGAAUGGUUCACAAAGGAUCAGAACAUAUCAUUCGCUGGGGAUAUCAUCCAGAUGAAGAACUCCACACUCAAGUACACCGUGAGCGUCUCAAGAUACCCAUUCAACAGUCGACUCAAUACGCUACAAGUCGUAAUGGAAGCAUCGAUCAACUCGUCAGCUGACCAGUCCUGCUCUAGGAAACAGAUUGGCAACAUUGAUGACCAGAGCAGUAUCUAUUGGAUGAAGCUCAGCCUCAACAAUGUGGAGCUGUAUGGUCAUUUCAUUCAACGGGCAGUAGUUGAUUCACGUGUGGCUACAGUGUCCAAUGUGAUUGUUUCGUCCAAUGAUUCAACGGCACACUCUGCCACCACAUUGAUUGGAAUCAAUCUGCCAUUCUUUGACAAAGAGGCUAUACUUGAUCCUGAUUUCCAAUUCCUGCUAGACCUUGACAACACUGGUAACAAUGGAGGUGACUCACUUUGUUCCAACAACAACAACAACAAAGGAAAUGGUAACAAUGGUCUUUCCACAGCAGCAUUAGCAGGAAUCAUUGUAAUGAGUGUAGUGAUCGCGUUGACCAUUGUCAUUGGAAGUCACAAUGCAUUUCAUGUCCAAACAUUGAACAAACUUGGUCUACAGCGUCGACUUAACUUUGGUCUACUGUCACUGGCUGUCGUGGGUCUGGGCUCAGCGGCAUUCCACGCCACACUACUAUAUCAGAACCAGCUUUUGGACGAACUGCCAAUGAUCAUCACUGCACUCAUCAUGCUCUACAUACUCAUAACGAUUGGCGAGGACAAGCCCACCAAGAAUGGCUACAAGGGUGGUGUGCUGGGCAACUCAUUCCUGCGACACGUCAUCCCCUACAUGCUGACGGCAUAUGGCAUCGUCAUCUCAGUGUGGAUCAUUGUGAUUCGCAAUCAGCCCAAGAUCCUGCAAGUGUCUUAUGGCGCACUGGUCAUGUACAUCAUCGGUCACUCAUUCUACAUUAUGAAGCGCAAGAACGUUGGCUACUUUAGUGUGGAGAGACGAUCGCCAGAUGUCUACCUCUACAUCUACUCGUUCGUUGCAUUCCUUGUGGGCUACGUCUGCUGGGUCACCGAGCGAAUGUUCUGUGUGGAUGGCUACGUAAUCUAUGGCGUCCAACUUCAUGCGAUGUGGCACAUUGCCACCGGUCUUGGCGUCUUUGUUUGGAUCCAGUUCCUCGUAUGCUCACUCCUGGAAGCCAAAUACUACACCGUGUCGCUGCAACACUUCUUUGGUAUCCCAUCAGUCUAUGCCGAUCCCAAGAGAGUCGAUUAA